CUUACUUCCGGACCGUGCGUUUCACAUACAGGAAGUGAGUUUAAACCGACUGCUGCAGCCUCCCAGUGUCCGUGGAGAUCAGAACUCCAGCUGUGAGGAACGGAGUCUUUAUUACACAUCACACCUUCUGUAUUCUCUCUGAUUCACCAAGGAUGGACAAAGACAGGAGUCACAGGACUGAGAGGAUAAUAAAUAUCACCCUGAAGAUCAUUUACCUGCUGGCUGGGGAGGAUUACACAGUAGUGAAGAAGACAUCCAAUGAGUGUGAGAUACUCAACAGCCAUCCCUGUGUGUCAGGAGUUCUGAGUAGAACCCAGAGCCCCAUCUCAGUGCCUCCACCUGACCCACUAAUACAUGAGAGACCCAAUGACCAAAAGAUACUGGAACUCACCAACAAGAUCAUUCAGCUGCUGACUGGAGAGGGUGAAGCCCAAUUAAAUAAUAUUAAAGUCAAAGAUACAGAGGGAGAAGAAGAUACGUAUGUGACUGAUAUGAACGCAGAAGAUAUAGAGGGAGAAGAAGAGACGUAUGUAACUGAUAUGAAGGCAGAAGAUACAGAGGGAGAAGAAGAGACGUAUGUGACUGAUAUAAAGGCAGAAGAUAUAGAGGGAGAAGAAGAGACAUAUGUGACUGAUAUAAAGGCAGAAGAUCUAGAGGGAGAAGAAGAGACGUAUGUGACUGAUAUAAAGGCAGAAGAUAUAGAGGGAGAAGAAGAGACGUAUGUGACUGAUAUGAAGGCAGAAGAUCUAGAGGGAGAAGAAGAGACGUAUGUCACUGGUAUGGAGGCAGAAGAUAUAGAGGGAGAAGAAGAGACGUAUGUGACUGAUAUAAAGGCAGAAGAUAUAAAGGGCGAAAAAGAGACGUAUGUGACUGAUAUAAAGGCAGAAGAUAUAGAGGGAGAAGAAGAGAUGUAUGUGACUGAUAUAAAGGCAGAAGAUAUAGGGGGAGAAGAAGAGACGUAUGUGAGGGGUGAUCAGCAGUGUAAGGAGGAGGAAAUCUCUACAGAUAUCAGCACAGCAGAUGGACACACAAGCAGGAAUAUCUCAGAAGGACAUCUAAUGUUAUCCCCGGAUUGUGACAUAAGAGAUAAUGACAGUAGACAGGAUUCUCCAGGAGAUAACCCCAUUACCCCAAUUAUACAUCCAGCUCUAUCAGCUGAGCCCUGUGAUUCUGGGAAAUGUUCUCCUGAUCACUCUGAUAUUGGUGCAUCUGUUCCAGCUCUGACAGUAGAUACAGUGUUUCCGUGUUCUAUAGAUGCCAAAUGUUUUACAGGUGAAAGGCCACUGAUAUGUUCUGAGUGUGGGAAAUGUUUUACAUAUAAAUCAGAUCUUGUUAUACAUCAGAGAAGUCACACAGGUGAGAAGCCAUUUCUAUGCUCUGAGUGUAGGAAAUGUUUUGCAAACAAAUCAGAUCUUGUUAUACAUCACAGAAGUCACACAGGUGAGAAGCCAUUUCCAUGUUCUGAGUGUGGGAAAUGUUUUACACGGAAAUCAUAUCUUAUUAUACAUCACAGAAGUCACACAGGUGAGAAGCCAUUUCUAUGCUCUGAGUGUAGGAAAUGUUUUGCAAACAAAUCAGAUCUUGUUAAACAUCAGAGAAGUCACACAGGUGAGAAACCAUUUCCAUGUUCUGAGUGUGGGAAAUGUUUUACACGGAAAUCACAUCUUGUUACACAUCAGCGAACUCACACAGGUGAUAUAUGCUCUGAGUGUGGGAAAUGUUUUGCCAACAAACCAGAUCUUGUUAAACAUCAGAGAAGUCACACAGGUGAGAAGCUAUUUCCAUGUUCUGAGUGUGGGAAAUGUUUUACACGGAAAUCAUAUCUUGUUAUACAUCACAGAAGUCACACAGGUGAGAAGCCAUUUCUAUGCUCUGAGUGUAGGAAAUGUUUUGCAAACAAAUCAGAUCUUGUUAAACAUCACAGAAUUCACACAGGUGAGAAGCCAUUUCCAUGUUCUGAGUGUGGGAAAGGUUUUGCCCAUAAAUCACAUCUUGUUAGACAUCAGCAAAGUCACACAGGUGAGAAACCAUUUCUAUACUCUGAGAACUAAAUCAGCUAUUGUUGCACACAUUAGACAUCACUCAGGUGAGGAACCAUUUUAAUCUUCUGGAGUAUACUUAUCAUUGCCAUACGUUGUUCUUCAAUGUUCUUAUCUUCUCUUCUAUGCUUUUUGCAAUAUACAUGCUACCACAGGGUGAAAUAAUCAGAUGUCAUGCCCUCAUCUACUACUGCUAUGCAAAUGACCUGUUUUUUGCUCCGGGUAUUGAGAACCCAGUACCGAUCCUAAAUGGUUGUCUAGCUGAGCUCCAGGUAUGGGUGAUGCCAGUUGGCUUUGACUCAGUCCUGGUGAAACAGGUCUAUGUGGUAAAAGCUCACCAACAAAGGGCAGGGUUACAGCUCAGCUUUGCAAACCAGACUUAACGCUUGGGGGUUCAGAGUUACAAUAUGCUGAUCAUGUGCGGAAUCUUGGUGUCAUGGAUGGUGGAGUGACACUUACACAUCAGGUACAGCCACAAUCAGAUCCUCAUCUGAGGAACAUAGCCAGACUCCAGCACUUAUUUCCCUCAGAAGAUCUACCUACAGUCAUACAUGCACUUGUAUCGUCACACAUAGACUACUGCAAUGUCCUCUACCUGGGUCUUCCAGCAAAAGAAUUGCACCGCUUGUAGCUUGUACAGAAUGCAGCAGCCAGGCUGUUACCUAACCUGCCCGUUCCUGCCACAUAACACCCAUUCUCUGCUCCCUCCACCGGCUGCCUGCCUUGGGCAAUAUUGUCCACAAGCAGUGCUAAGGUGUCAGAGGGGGAGACAGGGCAGUGGCA
Messenger RNA from Pseudophryne corroboree (corroboree frog), 2822 nucleotides. RefSeq names its product oocyte zinc finger protein XlCOF7.1-like. The record is from RefSeq and is a predicted model, not a curated record. Gene Ontology annotation, molecular function: DNA-binding transcription factor activity, RNA polymerase II-specific; RNA polymerase II cis-regulatory region sequence-specific DNA binding. The coding region runs from base 153 to 2051 and encodes 632 amino acids. Gene Ontology annotation, biological process: regulation of transcription by RNA polymerase II. NCBI's taxonomy places the organism in Eukaryota, Metazoa, Chordata, Amphibia, Anura, Myobatrachidae. The transcript has 5 exons. Gene Ontology annotation, cellular component: nucleus.